This is a messenger RNA of Aureobasidium namibiae CBS 147.97, 4302 nucleotides long. RefSeq names its product P-loop containing nucleoside triphosphate hydrolase protein. Gene Ontology annotation, molecular function: ABC-type transporter activity; ATP hydrolysis activity; ATP binding. Lineage: Eukaryota; Fungi; Ascomycota; Dothideomycetes; Dothideales; Saccotheciaceae. The record is from RefSeq and is a predicted model, not a curated record. Gene Ontology annotation, cellular component: membrane. Gene Ontology annotation, biological process: transmembrane transport. The transcript is spliced from 12 exons. Bases 1 to 4302 code for a protein of 1433 amino acids.
AUGCCUGUUCGUUCUACCUCUAUCGCCAUUUCCCGGAGUGUCAGCUGUUCGGAUCCUUCUUUCGGCCCUACAAGCUGCGCCAGAUCUUUUGACUUCACGCUCGCAUUUGAACAGAGCAUCUUGUCGAUUCUUCCGUCAUGUCUUAUAUUGCUAGCAGUCUUGCCCAGGAUCUAUCAAUUGUUCCAACAUCAGUCGAAGGCAGAGAGGCAGACAAGACUGGCUCUAAAACUUUCGCUGGCCGCGGUAAACAUUGUCUUGCAGCUUGGGCUUUUGGUGUCUUGGUGCAAAACGUCCAAAAUUCGAAUUCUGACUGCCGUGCCAUCCUCCGUACUCGGACUGGUCGACUCCGUCAUGAUGUUGUGUCUCUCGGGCUUGGAAGACAUGAAGUCCACAAGGCCGUCGUCGCUGAUUAAUGCUCGAACUCUGUUCCUCAUCAGACAGAAAGAGAUCGCCGUUAUCUUAACACUCAGUAUUUGCACCAGGAUAGUCCUACUGUUUCUGGAAGGAAAAUCGAAAACGUCGUAUCUCAAGCCGCCUUUUAAGCAAUAUCCUCCGGAGGCGCGAAGCGGCAUUUGGAAUUUAAGCUUUGUCUGGUGGCUUAAUCAGUUGUUGCUAACAGGCUUCCAGAAGCUCAUCACAACGAAUGACUUGUUCGGGACUGAGCCAUCACUGAAAUCAAGUUGUGUCGGCCAGCGCCUCAAAGUCGUCUGGGAGAAGUGCGUCGAGGCCACAGAUCAUCAAGAUACUCGGUUUUUGCUACCUAGAGCUGUCUUUGCUAUGCUUCAAUGGCAUCUUGUUGUUGCGGCAAUUCCUCGUUUAUGCCUGGUCGGUUUCACUUCCGCCCAGCCUUUUCUGAUCUCAACGGUUCUCAAAUAUGUCGAUCAGCCUGUCUCCCAGAGCACCAGUGCCUAUGCAUAUGGCUUGAUUGGAGCCACGUUUCUAAUUUAUAUGGGCAUUGCGAUCUCUUCAGUGCUAUCCAGACAAUGUUUCGACCGGAUCGUCAUGCGCUUUCGUGGUGCGAUGAUAAGUCUGAUAUACAGUCAGACACUCGAGCUGCCACAGACCCCUCUAUCGGAGGGCGCUGCUUUGACACUGAUCAGUACUGACUUGGACAACAUCAUUGAGUUCCUCGAGAAUAUCUGUAGUCUCUGGGCUUUCGUACUUGAAAUCUCGAUCGGAAUUUGGCUUCUUGAGCGGAUACUUGGGGUAGCCUGUAUUGUGCCGGUCAUAGUAGUACUUGGUAAGUCAUCAUCCAUACGAAACAGCAAGUCACCUCGACUAACACGAUUUCGUAGCUUGUGCUGCAGGACAGACCUUGCUCAUAUACUUGGGUCGCUAAAGUCAAUCAAGCUUUCGGGUUUCGCAGAUGCCGUCAGCACAGAUUUACAAGCACAACGUGUUGAAGAACUACAGAUCUCCCGUCCCUUCUUCAAGGGUAUCUUGUGGUUGAACCUCCUCACUUCAUUACCCGCGAUCUGGUCGCCCUUCGUCACAUUCCUCUCAGACUCAGUCGAUGUCGUCAAAGUCUUCACCUCACUUAGUGUGAUUAACAUCAUGACUGCCUCGGCUGGAAAGCUACUUACUCUCUUGCCUCAGAUCGCGGCUGCUUUGGGUUGCUUCCAGAGGAUUCAGCGGUAUCUGUUGUCGGAGAGGUUCGUGGAUCGUCAAAUCCUGCAGACUGAGAAAUCCUCGUCUACACAAGGUGGUUCUGAAACGACGCGCCUUGAAUUGGAACUUGAACUACGAGCAAUACCGAAGAAUUAUCCUACCCCAACGAUCAACUUUGACAUGAUCACUCUCGCGCCGACGGUUGCAUCGCUCACAACGAAAGCUGAGAUCAGAGCGUCCUUCAGAACCCCAGCUGGCUGUAUGGUGGCACUCGUCGGGCCAACUGGAUCGGGAAAGACGACGUUAUUGAAAGCAAUAUUAGGAGAGAUCCCCUGCCGAUCCGGCAACCUCUCUGUUGGGACGAGAAGCAUAGCGUACUGCGCCCAGGACCCAUUCAUACUUAAUGGCUCGGUGGAGAGUAAGGUCUGUGGUCUUUCAACUAUGGAGUUCAGUGCGACCUGGUAUCAAAAAGUCCUCGAGGCAUGCAAUCUGGAUCAAGAUAUUCGAGCUUGGGAGGACCGAGAUAUGACUAUUGUUGGAAGUAAAGGAGUGAGCCUCUCUGGAGGACAGAAGCAGCGACUAGCCCUAGCCCGAGCGGUCUAUUCUCAAAGGUCACUGGUUCUGCUCGAUGAUAGUUUGAGCGCUCUGGAUAACCACACCAGAAGUACUGUAAUCUCCCGGCUGUUCUCAAGAACCGGUAUCUUCAGAAAGUUGGGCUUUACUGUUGUCCUGACAGCACACUCCGUGCACGAUGUGAAGUUCGCAGAUCAGAUCGUGAUCUUGAAAUCUGAAGGUGAUACGACCGUACAUAACUCUUACGAACAUGCGCUCGCCAAUGAGACAUUCUCGUACGAUGCCAAAGACAUAAGAGAAGCGGAUGACGAGCAGCAAUCUGACCUAAGUACAUUUGGCCGCGUGGAGCCUGAACCUGAACCAGAACCAUCCAAGCAAGAAGUCGUCGACACCAAGCUCCAGGAUUCGAUCAGGAGGACCGGGGACGCUCAGCUGUACACCUUCUAUUUCCAGACCAUAGGCUUGCCACUACUCGGCGUUUUCCUAAGUGCAACUACCUUAUCAAUCUUUACGGAGAACUUCUCGCAGGUCUGGCUCAAUUGGUGGGCUGCGGCCAAUGGCAAACAAAUGCCAAAGUAUCUUCCCGUCUAUGCCGGGCUCUUAUUAACGGCCACAGUAUCGGCACCUAUUUGCUUAUAUAUCAUGUUCCUCAGGAUCAUGCCAAAGUCUGCAGCAGAGCUACACUGGAAACUCCUACGGACAGUCUUCGAUGCUCCACUGGCUUUCUUGACCGCCGUUGAUAGCGGUGUCACACUCAACAGAUUCAGUCAAGACAUGAGUCUCGUAGAUCUGGCUCUUCCCAUCGCUUUAUCGACGUUUGUGAUGACCUGCUUCGCGUGUGUCGCAAAGAUCUGUCUGAUCGCUACAGGAUCAUCGUAUAUGGCAAUCAGCAUCCCUUUCACGUUGUGCACCGUCGCGAUAAUCCAACACAUCUAUCUCAAGACAACUCGACAACUGCGUCAUCUGGAUUUGGAAAACAAAAGUCCGCUCUUCUCCCAUCUGACGGAGGCAGUGGAAGGGCUCGCCACUAUUCGGGCAUUCGGGUGGCAAUCUGAAGCAAUAACCAAGAACGAUGAACACCUCGACUACUCGCAGAGACCUUACUACAUGCUUUUUUGUGUACAGCGGUGGCUUGGCCUAGUUUUAGACCUCAUAGUCGCGGCAUUGGCGGUCUUGGUCGUGACACUAGCGGUGAAGCUACGAAGCGAUACUCGGACAGGACUGCUCGGUGUAGCACUGAACAAUGUCCUCAGCUUUAAUCAGGCACUCUCAGCGAUGGUCACAGCAUGGACAAGUCUUGAGACUUCUCUAGGGGCAAUCGCGCGCGUCAAGUCGUUCGCAAGCACUACGCCGUCGGAAAAUUCGCCAGACUGUCAUCUGGCCCCACCAAGCAGUUGGCCUAGUCAGGGCGUGAUUCAAAUUCAGAACAUCUCCGUCAGAUACAAGGAACGAGGUUUUGCACUCAAGGAUGUCAACCUGGCGUUCAAUCAUGGCGAGAAGAUAGGCAUUUGUGGACGUAGUGGAAGCGGGAAAAGCUCACUUAUCAGCGCGAUGCUUCGAGCAGUGCCUCCUGCCACAGGCACUAUCCUUAUCGACGGCAUUGACAUCAGCACACUCGAUGGUGAUAUCCUGCGUCACAAACUGAUCACUGUGCCACAAGACUCGUUUACCCUUCCUGGGACUGUCCGCUAUAAUGUCGAUCCUGUCAAUGAGUCUUCGGAUGCGGCAAUCAAAGCAGCAUGUGAGAAAGUUGGUAUCUGGACGGCCUUGCAAGAGCGCGGAGGUCUAGACGCAAUCUUGCUCGACCACCCGCUUUCACAGGGCGAACAGCAACUAUUCUGCCUGGCAAGAGGAUUACUCAGGAAGAGUCCAGUACUCAUAUUAGAUGAGGCUACGAGCAGUGUGGACAGCAAGAUCAAUCUUCAAAUCCAAAAUGUCAUCGAGGAGCAAUUUGCGGAUUGUACUGUCAUCACUGUUGCACAUCGGCUCAAAACUAUCUUAUCAUCUGACAGAAUUGUUCUGCUUCAGAGGGGUCGAGUGCUCGAAUUCGACACACCCAGAAACCUUUUGGCAAGCGACAGCAUGUUCCGUCGUCUAUAUCGAUCAGCGCCUACCACUUGA